Molecule: messenger RNA, 1984 nt
Organism: Camelina sativa (false flax)
Lineage: Eukaryota; Viridiplantae; Streptophyta; Magnoliopsida; Brassicales; Brassicaceae
Source: RefSeq, a predicted model, not a curated record
AAUCAGAUUUUUCUCUUCGUUUUCUUUUUUAGAAAUUGGUCUAUCAAAGUUGGAACAGACGAUUUAUGUUUCUUGAUUUUUGUUUCCAUUGAAUUUUGCGAGUUUUGAUGAUGAACAGGUUUGACUCAAAAAGCUAUAGAGGAAGGAGCUAAUCUAAUUUAUCAGAAAUGCCGUGUUUAUAUACGCAAGAUUGGAAUUUCACUGGUCUCGUAGGAGCCUUUCUGAAUCUCUCCGUGGCUUAUCUGCUUCUAUGUACAUCUCUUUGUAUACAUCUCUUGUUGAGAUUCCUAGGGUUUCUAGGUUUACCUCUUCCAAGAUUUCACAACGGACGUUUCUGCGAUGCAAACAUUAUGAGGAAAUGCCUGGUGGAUUGUGCCUCAGAGAAAAUCUCAGCCGUAGACCGAUCUAUCAAAAGCAAGAUCCCUUUUGGUUCGAUCACUAGCGACGAUGAUUCGAACAAGUUUGUCGAGUUGAAGCUGGUGAGAAAGAACAGUGGUGAUGUAAGUAACGCUAGAGUUAAAGCUGAAACAGAGGAUUCGUCAAGAGAAGAACAAAACGUGAUGAACAACAACAAGGAACUUGGUAGGUUUGAUCUGAUGACCGUUCAGGGUUUGAAAGGCAAGCGUUUUGUUACUCGAAAAUCAAGAAACAGUCUUAAAAACCAUAGGAGAGGUCGUGUGAAUUGUGCAAGUCUUUCAUCGAUUUCUUCACCAGAAGCUUUUGAUGAUCCCACCGUAAAAUCCCAUUUGACGACGAAUCCUUAUAAUGUCUUUCUCACAGCUAAAGAUGAGAGAUGUUCCAGUGAUGACCGCAAAGGUUUUAUCUCUCACUGGCCAAAAUUGGAAAAAACUGAGUCAUUUAAUGAACAGGUAAACUCCAAUAUUUCAUCAGCAGAACAAUCUUUUUUCAGAAACGCAGAGGAAAACUCUGUUAGGGUUUUGGAAGAAUCAUUGAAAGAAGAGCGAGCAGCUCGAGCAGCUGUUUGUGUUGAGCUCGACAAAGAGAGAAGCGCUGCAGCAUCAGCAGCGGAUGAAGCGAUGGCGAUGAUACAUAGGCUGCAAGACGAGAAGGCAGCUGUAGAAAUGGAAGCGAGGCAGUUCCAGAGAAUGGUUGAAGAGAAAUCGACUUUUGAUGCUGAAGAGAUGGUCAUACUCAAAGACAUUUUGAUACGGCGUGAGAGGGAAAAACAUUUCUUGGAGAAAGAAGUUGAAGCUUAUAGACAUCUACUCGUGGAGACAGAGGACGCAUUAGAAUGUUCUUUAAAUACAAGAGAUAAUAAUCUUACAACUGCAAAGACGGUGAAACAGGAACAUAGACAACAUCAAGACUCUCAAGAGAGAAGAGCUUUGCUCGUUCAAGAACUCGAUGGAACGGUUAUUGAUAUGCCUUAUAGAGAAGAAGCUGAAAACAGAGAUAAAAACAGAGAUCUGUAUAAAUCAGAUUCAGAAGUCGCCUACUCACGUGUGCGUGAUGUUUAUAUGGUGAAGGACGAAACAGAGAACAUUAGUAAUAAGAAGAAGAAUCUUGAAGACUCCUCUGUUAGCAAACCUAAAGAAUCAUCGGAGGAAAACAGUACUAUGAUUGUCUCGGGUAUUGCUAGAAAGCUUCCUCCAUUAUGUCGUCCACGCAAGAAAUCGCUGAGCUCUUCGGGUUCAAGGAGAAAAUCAAUGUCUGCGGUUGAUUACGAGAGGUUAAAGAUUGAGAAUGAAGUGGAAUUGUUGAGAGAAAGAUUAAAGGCUGUUCAAGAGGAAAGAGCGGAGCUUACGAGACGAGCAUCUUUGCCUUCUUUAUCAUCAAAGGUUAGGGUUACGUCAGAGAAGCGAGGUAAUUGGAGAAGAUCUUCGAUGGAUCUUCACUCUUCUUGAAACUUUUAAACUCUAUGUUAUGUACGUAGAAGAAACUUCGAUAGGAUACAAGAUAGGUUAUCAGUUACGGGUUUACCGUUAACAGAAUUGGAGCCAUCUGAAUCGAGAAAAGCUUGGAU